Molecule: messenger RNA, 1326 nt
Organism: Eimeria acervulina
Lineage: Eukaryota; Apicomplexa; Conoidasida; Eucoccidiorida; Eimeriidae
Product: Tetratricopeptide repeat containing domain protein, related
Exons: 3
Coding region: 1-1326 (441 amino acids)
Molecular function (GO): protein binding
Source: RefSeq, a predicted model, not a curated record
AUGGAGCCUCCUCCAUAUACGUGCGAGAACAAGAUCACCGGCAGCGCCAGCAGCAAGAUGGAGUGCUCAUCUUCUUCGCUGGCGCAUGAGGCACGUGAUCUUCGUAAGAACACCGCCGACGCUGCACUGUCUAGCGAUGAAGUCCCCACCUCAGCCGACAGCGUACGGGAGGAAGGGCUGCGAGCUUUUCGGGCCGGCGAUUGGAGAGGUGCAACUGAUGCUUGGAGCCGUGGACUCCGUACGCUUGAAUAUAUCUUAGCGAGGGAAGACGAAUUCGAUGAAGACAAGAGGAAGGAGUUUCUCGCUAUGCAUCAGUCGUAUUUGUUGAACUUGUCGCUCUCCACCCUCAAGGAGAGCCGCUGGGCCGCAUGCAUCCUGUACUGCGACAAAGCGCUUCAGCGUGACCCGAAAGCUUUGAAGGCGCUCUAUAGAAAAGCUCAGGCGCAGCAGGAAUUGGGGGACUUCGACGGCGCAUUGGCCACUGUAGAUAGGUAUUUGAGCGUAUCUCCGGGGAGUCCUUUGGCCUUGUCGCUGCAGGCCCAGCUACGGCACUUGAAGGCUGCCCACGCAGUAAAGGAAAAGAAGUUGCUCCAGGGGAUGUUCCGCAAUUUGGAACAUGACCCGCGGUCGGAGGCAGCUGAAGCUGCUGCUGCGGAGGCCGGUACGGGGAAUAGCAGUGGUUUACUAGGUUCUGUGAAGGCAACUCUCAAGGACUGGUUUAGUGGCGUGGGUUCGAAGCAGCAGCCCAGUAUGGAUUGUCCGCAGUACAAUCAGACUAUGGUGCAAGAUAUUGCCGCGGUGCAAGCAGCUAUGCGAGCCGCCGGUAUGGAUGGUAAAAAUAACCCGAACGACUACAGUCAAGAUGCUGUGGCGGAGGCUGUAGCUUCUUUGUUGGGGGGCAAGGAUAAGGCCGGGACAGUAAACAUGGAGGAGCUAAAGCGGCUCACCGCUCUGUUGAACAAGUAUCAAACGAUGCACGCCGGGGAGGCUUCGUUCAUGGAUAGACUGAGGUUUCGCCUAUCGCUGACGUGGUUUGGCAUUCGGCACGUCUGUGCGUCGCUCUGUUGCUAUUUUUGCCGAAGAAGACAAACACAGCAACACGCACAAGCAGAACCCGAGUGGGAAGACGUGCAACCUAGAGCUUCUGCAGCUUCCCGCAGUCCAGCACCCGAAGGCAAAGAGAACCGGGGCUUCCUUAACACAGCCCAGCGAAGGCAGCAGUGCCGCACUGCGGCGGCCGCAGCAGCUGCUGGUAGAAGACGGAGGAAUCAACAGCACUUUGCUAAGGGGACGACUUCCAGCGGCAGAGUGGAAGAUCUUGGUUGA